UUGUUAUUCGCAAAGAAAAAAAUCACUAUUUAAGUAUUUUAGAAUAGUGCUAAAGAUUGUUGACUUCUAUGUGUUUAUUUAAUUCAAAAUUGUAAUAUAGAGCUGAAUGUCGCCCCCGUUCAACAAAUGGAGAUGUAAAGAAAUGCAAGUCAAGAUUUCGUCUCAAAAUUUUAGUAGAGAUACAUAAGUCAUAACGUUAAAUGCUUACCCUGCAGAAUCUAAGUGGAAUCUGUGAUAUUUACAAACGGGUGCUGAAUUAAAUGCCAAGGAUAUUCCAGCAAGCUUGCAUCAUAUUCUUCAGGUGUCUUCAGUCAAAUUCAAAGAGAACUUUGUCAAGGUCUUUACAAAUUACAAAAUCUGAGUUUGUAAAUGCCCAUACACUCAAAUUCUUUUGUGUCAGAAGUUUUCACAUUCCCACAGAGAGAGCCAUGGCUGAAAACAGAUAUACCACAGGCUAUGCUAAACUUGGAACUUCCAGUUGUAAGAAAUGUAAACAAAAGAUUGAUAAAGGGGGACUAAGAAUUGGAAAAGUGGUGUCAAACCCAUUCUCUGAUGAAGGCGGUGACAUGAAACAGUGGUACCACCCACAGUGCAUGUUUGAAACCCUAAAGAGAGCCAGAGCCACCACAAAGAAAAUUGAGGAGCCAGACGAUCUUGAAGGAUUCACAGAGAUCGAGCAGUCUGAUAAAGAUUUGAUCAAUAAGUUAAUCAAAGAAUUUGCCACUCACUCCAGUACAAAGUCUCCAGGCUCUGCGAAGAAAAAGGCAACAUCCAAAGUACAGGCCACUCUGCCCUUUUCCCCCACAAAGCAAAAGGCUGAUCCUGGUGAUGAAGCUGGUCCUUCAACAAGUGCCUUGGAAAGUGAUGCUCCAGGCCACAGAGAUGACUCAUUCCGAGAGUUCCGACGCCUCUGUGCGGAAAUCGCAGAGGAGAAUUCCUACUUGGCUAAAACUAAACUUGUCCAUGAUUUCAUUAACAAAGGCUCCUCUGGAGAUGGGUUUAAAGGUGACAUUUACCUGUGGAUGAAGUGUCUGUUACCUGGAGUAGUGAAGCAGGUGUACAACCUUAACAGUAAACAACUGGUUAAACUGUUCAGCCAGAUAUUUGGUGCAAGUCAGGAUGACAUGGUUGCAGAUUUGGAUCAGGGUGAUGUCGCAGAGACCGUCAGAUUGUACUUUGAAGAGAGCAAGCGAUUACCCCCACAAAAGAAGAGUUUACUCUCUUUGCAGCAGGUUGAUGACUACCUUGAUGAAUUAUCCAAAGUAACCAAGGAAGAUGACCAACAAAGAAUUCUCACUAAGGUUGCUAAGAGGUGCACAGGGAAUGAUUUGAAGAUGUUUGUGAGAUUGAUAAAGCAUGACCUUAGAAUAAACUCUGGAGCAAAGCAUAUAUUGGAUGCUCUGGAUGACAAUGCGUACGCUGCCUUCCAAGCGUCCAGGAAUCUGAGGGACGUAGUGGACCGGGUGAUGGAGAACAAGGCAGGAGGAGUGCCGGGGAUGAAGAAGAAGCUCAGUGUCAAAGCCUCCCUCAUGACCCCUGUCCUUCCCAUGCUGGCAGAGGCUUGUAGGUCAGUUGACCAGGCAAUGAAGAAGUGUCCUAAUGGUUUCUAUGCAGAGAUAAAGUACGAUGGAGAGAGAGUACAACUUCAUAAAAAGGGACACAACUUUCAGUAUUUCAGCAGAAGUCUAAAGCCAGUUUUACCCCACAAAGUCCAGCAUUUUAAGGAGUUUAUCCCUAAGGCCUUUCCCACUGGUGAUGAUCUCAUUCUGGAUGCAGAGGUUUUAUUAGUGGACAACAAGACCAGCAAACCACUCCCGUUUGGAACACUAGGAGUUCACAAGAAAGCUGCAUUUCAAGAUGCUAAUGUCUGCCUGUUUGUGUUUGAUUGUCUUCAUUUAAAUGGAGAAAAUAUUAUGCACAAACCUAUAAAAGAGAGAAAGAAGAUUCUGGAAACAGAGAUGAAAGAAAUUCCCAACAGAGUCAUGCUUUCUGAGGCCCAGCUCAUUAAUGAUCCUGAUGAUCUUCAAACAUUGAUGACAAAAGUAUUCAAGGAAGGCCUCGAGGGGCUUGUCUUAAAGGACAUUAAUAGUAAGUAUGAGCCAGGAAAACGUCACUGGCUGAAGAUCAAGAAGGACUACCUGGAGCAGGGGACGAUGGCGGACUCAGCAGAUCUUGUGGUGCUGGGGGCGUACUUCGGAACAGGAAAUAAAGGUGGUAUCAUGUCCAUCUUUCUGUUGGGUGUCUAUGACCCCAGCAGCAGUAAGUGGUGUACGGUCACAAAGUGUCACAGUGGUCUGGAUGACAAGACAUUGGAGGAGCUUCAGAAAUCGCUGGACAUGGUCAAAAUUAGCAAGAAUGCCGACAAGGUACCAAGUUGGCUGAAUGUAAAAAAGCAAGUUGUGCCAGACUUUGUGACGAGAGACCCCAAGAAGUCACCAGUCUGGGAGAUUUCUGGCGCAGAGUUUAGCAAGGCUGAUAUACACACUGCAGAUGGAAUUUCCAUAAGGUUUCCCCGAAUCACAAAGUUUAGGGAUGACAAGAAUUGGGAGAAUGCAACGGAUUUGCACAGACUCAGAACCCUCUUCAAGAAAUCAAAGGAAACCACAGACCUCAUCCCAAGCUCCAGUGAAGGGACCCCGAAAAAGAAACCCUUGAAGGAUGAUAAUGAAGACAAUGAUAACAACAAUGAGGGGGAUGACAGUGGGACGGACAUAAACAGUGAUGAUGACACAGGGGUAUCUCCCAUGAAAACCACCCCUGCCAAAAACAGUGCCACACCCUCAAAAACCACACCCUUGAAAGCUACACCAACAAAAAAUGGGGUGAAGAGGAAACAUAGUGACACUGGAAAUGGGGAGAUAACUCCAUCCAAAAAGUCAAAGCCAAUGUGCAAGUAUGGAGCAGAUUGUUACCAGACCAACCCUACACAUCUGGAAGAGUUUGACCAUCCUCCUAAGACUCUUCCAAAUGUAUUCAGAGGUUGCAAAAUUUUCCUGCCAACCGACACCAAAUUGUACAGGACACUUAGAAGAUACAUCAUUGGUUGGGAUGGUGAAUUGGUUCCUGAGUAUGAUAAGGCUUCAGCGACCCAUGUGAUAUUGGACAAAGGCCACAAAGGUGACAUAGUUAAGUGUGCAGGGGUGUGUUUAACCUUGGACUGGAUUAAGAUGUGUAUAAAGAAGAAAAUGUUGGUCAGGACUGACCCCUAUCUAGUGGGUGAUGACGACGAGUGACCUGUUGUUGUGUGAACUUACUAGGACGUCAGGUUUCACACCAUUAUCAGAUCCUGUAUUUCUGUGUUAGGAAACUACUCUAGAAUAGAUUUCACUAUGUUUCUAGUAGAAGGAAGUAAAAAGAUAUUUCAAGAUUUAAAUUAAAACUGUAUUUGAUCAUUGUGUAAACACCGACAAUAUAAUAGAAAUAUUUUCUGUAGAGGUAAUUGUAAGUGUAAAAAAUAUCUUGAUUGAAUGCCAAUAACUGGUAUUGUGAUAUCAAGUGAGAGAUCAAUGUCUGAUUACUGUUUGAUAUUUUGUAAAGGUAUGAUAUCUGGUAAGAGCUUAAUAUCUGAUAAAACUAACAUCAGAUGAUAGAUUUUUGUUAAAAGAUAUCUGGUUACAUUAAUAUUCAAGUUCAGGUAAAAAGAUUAAAAGAUAUCUGGUUACAUUAAUAUUCAAGUUCAGGUCGAUAUCUGAGAAUAGCUCAGUAUUUUAUAACAGUUCAAUACACGUAUCUGACAACCGAUUGAUAUAUCUGAUAAGUAGAAGAUAUUUGAUGACUGGACAAUGUCUUGGUAAAGGUCAGUUGUGAGCAUAGGUUGGGUCAUUAGGUCAGAGUAUCUGAAAAUAGAUCAUAUAUACUAGUAUCUGAUAACAAGUUGAUAUCAAAUCACGAAUCAGUCAAUACUUGAUAGCUGAUCAAUACUAAGAUAUAGAUGCAAUGAUAACAGGGUGGCAUAUAAGAAGAGGUCCUACAGAAAUAAUCAAAAGUCCACUACCUUGUUGUAAAGAUUUCAGAAAGGCAGCUCUUGUUGUAUUUGUGUGUACACUUUGUUUUGAUAAAAUAAAUAUUAGAAUACGUAA
Magallana angulata is the source of this 4079-nucleotide messenger RNA. Its product is annotated as DNA ligase 3-like. Gene Ontology annotation, cellular component: DNA ligase III-XRCC1 complex. NCBI's taxonomy places the organism in Eukaryota, Metazoa, Mollusca, Bivalvia, Ostreida, Ostreidae. The record is from RefSeq and is a predicted model, not a curated record. Gene Ontology annotation, molecular function: DNA ligase (ATP) activity; DNA binding; zinc ion binding. Gene Ontology annotation, biological process: double-strand break repair via alternative nonhomologous end joining; DNA recombination; lagging strand elongation. The transcript is spliced from 24 exons. The coding region runs from base 261 to 3233 and encodes 990 amino acids.